This is a messenger RNA of Postia placenta MAD-698-R-SB12, 2880 nucleotides long. RefSeq lists its product as hypothetical. Bases 1 to 2880 code for a protein of 959 amino acids. Gene Ontology annotation, molecular function: calcium ion binding. Lineage: Eukaryota; Fungi; Basidiomycota; Agaricomycetes; Polyporales; Adustoporiaceae. The record is from RefSeq and is a predicted model, not a curated record. The transcript is spliced from 19 exons.
AUGUCGACCAUCUCUACGCAGCUUCGCAACUUCAAGGAGCCGACAAAGGAGCAGCUCACGCAGCUGUUCUUCGCGCUCCCGCCCCCACUGGACCCACUGGAAGGCGAGAAGAGCGAUGUAGACCAGCUGGAGAAAAUGGAGAUCAGUGCAGUGCUGGUGUUGCAGGACGAGCAGUCAUGGCCCGGGAAACUCUACCUCUACCCGCCAUAUCUUGCUUUCGCAUCUCUCGACCGCAAGUCGACGCGUUUCACGGUCCCGCUAAGCACAAUCAGGCGGGUGGAGCGGCUGAAUGCGCGGGCGGGAGUGUAUGCGCUCAGUCUGUCACUAUGGCAUGGCGUGAAGAUAGUCGUGCAGUUGACCUCAUUGCGACCGACCGCGGACCUGUUCUGUUCGCUUUUGCGCGACUCGCUGAAGGUCGAGCUGACCCGCGGCCGGAUGAAGUCUGUGAAGUCUUUCGUGAAGUCGUGCUACUCCGAGGUGUUGGUAAUGACAGCGGAGAACGAGGAGAAAGAUGGCGCCGCGGCCAAAGCGGAAGACGGUGGACCAGCGAACGAGUCCAUAUACCACGGAGGACUAGGCUUGAAGUUCAAAUUCCCCGGUGAUCCCAAGAAGUUGCGCGAAGCAUCUAAGACUAAGCUGUGGACGAAUUAUCUCCGAGCGCAUGGUCGUAACCUCACUUUGCUACGAUAUCCUCAGUGCACUCGACUGGUGCAGGUAGGUCUCCCAAAUCGGCUACGAGGCGAGAUGUGGGAGACCCUCUCAGGCUCGCUUUACUUGCGAUAUGAGAAUCCGGGCUAUUACGAGCGUCUGCUAGAAGAGAACUCGGGUAGAGUGAACACGAGCACCGAAGAGAUUGAGAAAGAUUUGCACCGCAGUCUUCCCGAGUACUCUGCGUAUCAGUCAGAGGAAGGCAUUGCCUCGCUCCGAAGGGUUCUACAGGCAUACUCCUUCAAGAACCCAGAAACAGGAUAUUGUCAGGCCAUGAACAUCCUGGCUGCGGCAAUCCUAAUUUACAUGUCCGAAGAGCAAGCAUUCUGGCUCCUGGAAGUCAUCUGCGGACGUCUACUGCCUGGAUAUUACAGCCCAUCUAUGCACGGGACAUUACUGGACCAACGUGUGUUCGAGUCGCUUGUCCAACGGUGUCUGCCCAUUAUCCACGACUACUUCCAGCAAGUUGACGUGCAACUCUCGGUCGCAUCGCUGCCGUGGUUUUUGAGUUUAUUCAUAAACAGCAUGCCUAUGGUGUUCGCGUUUAGAAUCAUCGAUUGCUUCUUCUGCAUGGGACCUCGGGUUCUCUUCCAAGUAGGGCUUGCGAUCUUGAAGAUCAAUGGCGAGGAACUGUUGCGAAUCCAAGAUGACGGAGGGUUCAUUCAGCUGAUGCGCCGCUACUUCGCCACGCUGGGAGAUUCAGCUCACCCCAACUCGAGUGAUCCGCGUGCGCGAGCUAUCACCAGGUUCCAAGAGCUCUUGCUGGUAUCGUUCCGCGAGUUCGCAAUCAUCACCGACGACACCAUCCUCACCGAGCGACGCAAAUACCGAUCCGAAAUCAUCAGUAGCAUCGAGUCGUUCUCGAAGCGAUCGGCUAUCCGGAACUUGAGGACUCUGGCCAGGUUUAGCAAGGACCAGGCAGGUUUGAUCUACGACGCGCUCUUCAAGGCCAUCUGUAUCGCACCGCCAACUUCCGUUGCGUUUCCCCCGCCCUCGCUUUUGACGACCAAGGACAAUGCCGAGGAGAGGCCGGAAACCCGGAUUGAGCUGAAGACCUUCAAGGUGUUCCUCAGUGAGAUCUGCACUUGGGCGAGAGACGAGAAGAUCGUCAGGAAUGGCUUCCAGCAAAGAAUAGAUCGAGAAGUAGCUGACCAUGAGCUGAUCGAUCGCUUGUUCUUCUUCUGGGACAUAUCAUACCGAGGAGCGUUGUCUUUCCAGGCAUUGGAUCUUGUGUCCGGCUUGGAUGGUGUUAUGUUCAACGAUCUCAUGGAGAACAUCGAAUGGUUCUUUAAUCUGCAUGACAAGAACAAAGAUGGAUACCUCACUAAGGAUGAGGUUCUCACCUUGUCCGAGUCGCUUUUGUUUAUCUUCCGAUAUGAGAUUGGUGACGCAUACUUGGGAGCUGUCAGUCGAUUUAUGUCCAAUGCUUUUGAGUAUGGCGAUGCUCUGCUGCCAAGACCAGAAGAUGCAAACACUGACGACGAUACACCCCCGCAAAUCGAGUCAAACCAGCCAUAUAUGAACCUGGCGACAUUCCGCAUGGUCGUCUUAGCAGACGAAAUUCUAGAGUCAUUCUUUGAGUCCGACUUCUCAUCAACGUUCCGAUUGCAGCCCGUGCCCCUCGAGCUUCCCUCGUCCAACAGUGGACUGCUCGGCGGACUAUGGCAUAACAUUACUAGCGAUGACAACCGCAAAAUCUUCAACAGCUUUACAGAUCAAAUCGGUAGGACCAUCGGCAAACACCAAGUGUACCACCGCCCUGCCAUUGGGAAGUACACCACCCUGGAGGAGCCGAAGGCUCGCGAGUCACUGCUUACGCCUACUAUGCGCCCAGCGGCCGAGGGCUCCCCCAAAGACCCGUCAAGCCCCUCUUCAACAUCUUCAGUGUCACCUUCGUCUUCAUCGCAGCUCGGCGCUGAACCUUCAGCGACGAUGACACCGUUGACGCCCAUGCCCAGCAUGUUCCAAGCAGCCGCUCAAGCCGCUGCGUAUAUGGAACGGACACCAUUCGCCAUCGAUGAUGCGAAGGAUGAGGACGAAGACACUGAAGAUGAGAGUGGGUUCGAGGAUGAUGGUGUCUUGGACGAGGUCGAUGCUUUCCUGGAGGAACAUGAUACAGGCCUAACAGAGGCCGAGCGGGAGGUGGCAAAAGGUCUGUUGUUGAUUUUGUAG